Molecule: messenger RNA, 2037 nt
Organism: Crotalus tigris (Tiger rattlesnake)
Lineage: Eukaryota; Metazoa; Chordata; Lepidosauria; Squamata; Viperidae
Gene: SLC51B
Product: solute carrier family 51 subunit beta
Exons: 5
Coding region: 260-751 (163 amino acids)
Biological process (GO): bile acid and bile salt transport
Cellular component (GO): plasma membrane
Molecular function (GO): protein heterodimerization activity; transmembrane transporter activity
Source: RefSeq, a predicted model, not a curated record
UCCUGGUUUACAAGUUCUUUUAGCUGCAAGGGAGGGAAACGAAUGACUGCAUCCUAUUAGUUACAGCCUCUGAAGAUUGAAUGCGAUGGUUCUCCCAACCUGCCAGAUAUUCUGAAUGCUGCACAGGGACACAGUCUUCCAACGCUGAGGAUCACAUCUUGCUAUCUUCCAUUCAUCUGGGCCAAGCUACGCAUCUUUGGCUUCCACUGAAGGAUCCUUUGAAAGAAGAGUUUCCCCUCAAAGGCUGCUUCAAAUCGUCAUGGGGAUAUUUUGGACAGCCUUAUGCUUCCUGGUAUAUGCAUUGAACAUGGACCUGGGUGUCCUGGCUAUGAUGAGCUCACAGCCCCAGAAGGACUCAGAAGGCCUUGACAAUCUUUCAGAAGACACCUUAUCUCCAGAGAUGCUGCAGGAGAUGUUGUGGCUUUUCCGAAGAGAAGACCCAUCUGCAUGGAAUUACUCUAUCCUGGGCCUUUCGGUUCUCGUUCUACUCAUUGGUGUGGUCCUCUUGGGAGCAAAUAUUAGGGCCAACAGAAACCAGAAGGUCCUUCUCCUACGCAAAGAUGGCUAUGAAGCCACCUCGCCUGAUGAGAUAGAAACGAAGCAAGCAUUUGUGCUGCUCAACAAAGAGAAUUCGGAUCAAGCUGGAGACAGUUUGCUUCCCAAAGCACCAAACAUGGGAGAGGUGAUGGUACAGUGGAAGGAUGGGAAAAUCUCAUCCCUGUAUCCCGAAGACAAUGAAGCAGAGGCAUAGCAUCUAAUAUCCACCUUCUGGCUUUUGUGAAACCCGUGAGGAUUUCUGGACUAUCGACAUUUUUGGACGCCAAAUUCGUUCAGCGGAAUCAAAAAGCCAGCAAAAAGCAGACGCCAUACUGGCUGCCGUUGAGUUGUCCAAGAAAAACAAUCCACCAAUCCAUUCAUCUACCAGCUGUCUUCACACGACAUAUUGAACUAGGUUGGCCUAGCCGCUAGACAGUCACUUGUCUGAGAUGGUAUAGGUCCUCCUGCUUGAGCGGGGGGCUGGACUAGAAGACCUCCAAGGUCCCUUCCAGCUCUAUUCUAUGUCCCAAUCCUCUGAAAUUAUAUCUGCCCCAUGACUGAAUUUAUAUUGGUUGAUUGUAAUCACCCCUACUCCUAAUUUUAGCACUGAAGUAGAUCAGACAAACAAGUUUUAGUUUUUUUUUCUUCUUCUCUAAGGAGCAGUCAGGCUGUUCCAAGGAAACUAGGUAAAUAUUUUUGCUGCCAGUCCAAGCAAAAGUCCAUAAAAAAGGCUUUUUAAAGGCUGCUGGAUCUCUAGAUCUAUCUGUACAGAUGCCAUUCUUCCCAAUGAAAAGCAGAGAGAUGCCUUUGUCUUUUCUCUGACGCCCAGCAACACAUUCAUUAGGAAAUAACAAACAUCUCUGUAGGGAUACAGUAUAUCAACAUUUGCACAGUGCCACGCACAGCCCCAUGAUAGUGCUCCUUUCGCCCUGCCAAUCCGCCCAUCCCCAAUAAAGGUGGGCUUUAUUGCAAUGCCACACCUGUGAUCUUCCCAGUUUAGGACAGCUGUCUUGCUUCCCCAGCUUGCAUAUUUUGAUACUGUGUCCUUUUAUAUUUCUGACACUGGUGGAAUUUCUACACGAGCAAUCAUUUUAGAUAGGGUUUGUUUAAUUAGCUGGGGCCUGGUUAGCAUUUAACACAAAAAUAAGGAUGCUUGGCAGUUGGUAUGCAGGGGUGAGAUUUGGGGUUCAGAGGCAUUGUCUUAAGAUUGGCAGGGGGAACUGAGCUUGCUGUGCCCAAGACAUGGUGGGCACCAUAAUGGUGAACCCCAUGCCUGACCAUGGAUCUUGAUUCAGUGCAGGAACUUUCUUCUCGUGUUGAUUAGGACAAAUGAUUAGGACUAAUCAAUUUGAGUUGAUUAGGAGAAAUUAGCCUAAAGGACAAAGGACUGAAAAAAGUUUCAUUAGCUCUCCAGGAACGCUAGAGAGCACUGUGCAUCUACACAAUCUACAUUUUGUCAAUGCAAGGGGAUCGUCAUAAAACCCCUUAUUGGUGCUCCCA